CCCUGUAAACGUGCAAGGUGGCCCGGGGUGGAGUCAGUACUCAGCAGCUUCAGCCUUACUGACUGCGUGAGCUCAGCGUUUUGAUUCCCUGCCCUCUAGCUUCACUUCCAUCUGAAAAACGUCUUUAUCCUUGGAAAAGCCGUCCUUUAGAAAUACCCACACAUUUCUUUCGUCGAUAGCAGCUAAAAGAACGGCAGCAUGGGGGUCUUUGAGGAGAAAAAGGAAACAUGUGGGACCAUCUGCCUGAAAUACCUGCUGUUUGCUUUCAACUUUCUCUUUUGGUUGGCAGGGGGCGUUGUGAUGGCGGUGGGUGUUUGGACCUUGGUCCAGAAGAGCGACUACAUCAGCCUUCUCUCCUCCAAGACCUACGCUGCCUCCGCCUACAUACUGGUCCUGGCUGGAGUCAUCGUCAUGGUAACAGGCGUGCUGGGCUGCUGUGCCACCUUCAAGGAGCAGAAAAGGCUACUGAGAGUGUACUUCAUUCUGCUGCUGUGUAUCUUCCUGUUGGAGAUCCUGGCCGGUGUCCUUGCUUAUAUCUACUAUCAGCAGUUGAAUGAUGAGCUGAAGCAGAACCUAAAGAAGACCAUGACUGAGAAGUAUAAUCAAACAAACUACGAGCACAUCACCAAGGCUGUAGACAAGCUGCAGCAGGAGUUCAAGUGCUGUGGGAGCAACAGUUCAGCUGACUGGGCUGAGAGCGUCUAUAUUCGCUCUGGUGCAAAAGGCAGGAAGGUGCCUGACAGCUGCUGUAAGACCAUCACCAACAUGUGCGGUAUAAGGGACCACCCAUCCAACAUCUACAAGGUGGAGGGUGGUUGCAUCACUAAACUGGAGAAUUUCAUCUUGGACCACCUGAAGAUCAUUGGAGCCGUCGGUGUUGGGAUCGCUUGUGUACAGAUCAUCGGGAUGGUGUUUACAUGCUGCCUAUAUCGAAAUCUAAAGGCAGAGCCGUACUAAGAGAAGCAAAAGAAGAAAAAUGUGUGGGUGAAGGAGGUAACUUCAUCACCGCAUGCCAUACUCAAAUAGCCCAUAGGUUCUUUUCUUUGUCCUCCGCAUAGGGGAGGAUUUGUUUGGCAAGGGAUCAAAUUGGACAUCUGAGCAUCUCAUUUUGGUAAACAAAGGGUAGAAAAAAAACCCACUACAAGGUUUCUUGAAGUAAUUAGGCUCUCAAAUUGCACUCUCAGCUCCAUCUUCAAGAUCACAGCACUGUGAGAAAAAGCCUCAGAGAGAAACUGAUGAGAAUUUUAACUGAUUGUGUAAAUUAGUGUGAGACAGCCUCCUUGGGACUCAAACAUUGUAGUUUUCUUCCACUCGGAUUCCCUCAAUGUACUUUUAUAUGUGUAGACCAGGUGCUACACCCGAGAGUGGUGUAAGGAUCAGUGGAGUAAAACUGGCACUUUGCAGGAAAAUGUUAAUCCUGGUCACAGCAGCUUCUUUUCUCCAGCAGCAUAGCUUAACAAGCUCACCUCUGGGGCCCUCUUCAACUGCAGUAGUGUUUAGUUUCCACAUUAACAAGACAGUCCUGUAUUUUAGAUCUUUUUCUGUAAUGACCUUUAAACAUUGGAACUAACACACACACACAUAUAUAUAUAUAUAUAUAUAUAUAUAUGUAGAUCAUCUAUUUUCUUUUACAUAUGUACUUUCUUAUGAGCUGUUAAUAUUUUUGCCUUUAUUGCCUAAUCUCUCUCCUUACUGAGACGUGUCUGAUCAUGUUUUAAGUCUCCUAAGAACACAUUUUCUGCCAGAGUGAAGGUGAACAGGUUAGUGCCUUGCUCAGCGCCAUAACUGUGCCAUUUGAUGUCCUAACACCAGCCUUUAAAUGCAGUUUGACUAGUUUAGGUGUAAACACUGAUCUCAUUGAGGGGAGUUUGUGAUUAUGAGCAGUCGCACUGAUAUUGUUCAAACGAAAGUUUUUUAUUUUAUUGCCUUCUGUUUUUAUACACUGAUGCCAAAGUCAUCAACUGUAACACUGGACCUACUCUAUCUCCUCCAGCCUUAUUCCUAUACAUCCUGAUGUCUCUGUUUUUGUAAAUGAAAUUUUUUUUUUACUAUGCUAUAAACCGCGACUAUAUUAUUGUAUUUACGACACACUGUAGAAAAUUAUAGUCUCUCACUGUUAGUAAUGAUCUUUCCUUUGUGCCUCAAAGAUAAAACCAAGCGAAUCUGCUGUAUUUCUGUCCUCCUGGUAAUCCAGGAUGUAUUUUAGUUUAAAUAAACAUUGAUCAAAAAUGUG
This is a messenger RNA of Oreochromis aureus, 2233 nucleotides long. Its product is annotated as CD151 antigen-like. Lineage: Eukaryota; Metazoa; Chordata; Actinopteri; Cichliformes; Cichlidae. The transcript has 8 exons. Gene Ontology annotation, cellular component: membrane. The coding region runs from base 199 to 957 and encodes 252 amino acids. The record is from RefSeq and is a predicted model, not a curated record.